Thyridium curvatum is the source of this 7266-nucleotide messenger RNA. RefSeq lists its product as uncharacterized. The record is from RefSeq and is a predicted model, not a curated record. The transcript is spliced from 11 exons. NCBI's taxonomy places the organism in Eukaryota, Fungi, Ascomycota, Sordariomycetes, Thyridiales, Thyridiaceae. The coding region runs from base 1 to 7266 and encodes 2421 amino acids. Gene Ontology annotation, molecular function: oxidoreductase activity; fatty acid synthase activity; 3-oxoacyl-[acyl-carrier-protein] synthase activity. Gene Ontology annotation, biological process: secondary metabolite biosynthetic process; fatty acid biosynthetic process.
AUGGGCGAGAACGUCCUCCACGGCGGCAACAUGACGUUAGACUAUGAGCCCAUUGCCAUCGUUGGCGUGGGUUGUCGCCUGCCCGGCGACACAACCUCACUUGCGAAUCUCUGGGAUCUCAUGCGCAAGUCAAAGGCCGCACAUACGGUGGUGCCGUCUCAAAGAUGGAAUUCGUCGGCUUGGCAUCACCCGAAUCAAGAUAGGAAGGGCGCUGUUGCACCGGACUCGGCCUUCUUUCUCAACCAAGAUGUUGCCUCCUUCGAUGCUCCAUUCUUUUCGACAACACCUGCGGAGGCUGCGGGGAUGGACCCGCAGAAGAGAAUGCUACUUGAAGUGACCUAUGAGAGCUUGGAGAACGCUGGCAUGUCAUUGGAAAGUGUUGCAGGCUCGCUCACUGGCGUCUAUGUGGGCUGCAUGACCAACGACUAUGAAAUCUUGUCAACAGACGACAUCUAUGACCAGCCGCACAUGGCUGCAGCUGGAAGCAGCGAGGCUAUGACAGCCAAUCGCGUCUCCUGGUUCUUCGACUUUCGGGGACCAAGUUUCACACUAGACUCGGCAUGCUCAUCUAGCCUGAUUGCAUUGCAUCUUGCUUGCCAGUCGCUGAGGCUGCGAGAAACAGACAUGAAUGUCGUUGCUGGUGUCAACCUGAUGCUUCACCCUAGGACUUCGAGUCAACUGACCGCAAUGCACAUGCUAAGCCCCGAUGGGACAUCACACAGUUUUGAUGACAGAGCAAAUGGUUACGGUCGUGGUGAGGGUAUUGGUGCCAUCAUUGUCAAGAGACUCUCUGAUGCAGUACGCGAUGGCGAUACGAUCAGGGCAGUGAUCCGAGGUUCUGCCACGAACGUCGACGGCAAGACUCCCAGUGUGACCAUGCCGAGCACGGAAGCACAGGCGGAACUCAUCAGGACAGCCUACAAGGUAGCUGGUCUGCCAUUAGAGGACACUGCUUAUGUUGAGCUUCAUGGAACGGGGACGCCCCUGGGAGACCCGAUAGAGCUAGCAGCAAUUGCGUCGACUUUCGGGGCGUGCGGUCGGCCGGAUAAAGCACCAGUAUAUGUUGGCAGUAUCAAGCCCAACGUUGGACAUACCGAGGGUUGUGCAGGCCUUGCAGGCGUACUAAAGGCUAUUGUCUCGCUUGAGAAAGGAGUCAUCUUGCCCACUGCCGGAGUUGAAACUGUCAACCCCAAACUCAAAUUCGAUGCGUGGAAACUCGCUUUAGCACCUGAUGUUAUCCCUUGGCCUACAGAUGACCCUCGACGUAUCAGUGUCAACUCGUUUGGGUUUGGGGGAGCUAAUGCGCAUGUGAUCAUGGAUGAUGCCUACCACUACAUGAAACAGCAUGGUAUCAAGGGAUUUCACUCAACUGAAGUGCCUUCGACAUUGUCUAAUGGUACCGCACAUAACACUAUGGAGACGAGACCAGCCGAUCAGAAGCUCUUCGUCUUCAGUGCUCGGGACCAGCCAGGGCUCUCAAAGCUGGCCGCAGCCUUCCAGAGCUACACCAACUCUGCCGAGCAAGGCAUGUCGUCUGAAAAGAAGGCGAAACUUCUUGCCAACAUAGCCUAUUCUCUUGCUCACAAGCGGUCACUAUUCGACUACCGGUCAUCGGAGGUCGCCAGCUCACUAGAACAACUUGCCAAGCAGCUCGAGAAGGGGUUGCCACGUGUGCUACGUCGCUUGGCCAAGUCGGAAGGCGUUGCCUUCGUUUUCACUGGUCAAGGGGCACAGUGGGCCGGAAUGGGUAAAGAGCUCUUGUCGAACCCAGUGUUUGCGAAGAGCAUCGAGACGAGUCGGAAUUGCUUGGCCUCUCUUGGGUGUCAAUUUGACCUGCUAGAGGAGUUGCAAAGAACGGCCGAUAGCAAGGUGGAUUCACCAGAGUAUAGCCAGCCUCUGUGUACAUCUGUGCAGAUUGCACUGGUGGAUCUUUUGAGAUUUUGGGGCGUACAGCCAAAGGCUGUUGUUGGACACUCAAGCGGUGAAAUCGCUGGAGCUUACGGUGCGGGUAUCAUCACACAUGAAGACGCCAUCAAAGUUUCGUACUUCCGCGGCGUAUACUCCCUUAAGGUUGCGAAAGGUCCUCGCCGAGGUGCCAUGCUCGCAGCAGGCAUCUCAGAGGAGGACGCCCUCAGGAUCUUGAAGGCAAGAGGAUACAAAGGGGUCGUCACGACGGCAUGUAUCAACAGCCCCAAUAGUGUGACUUUAUCAGGUGAUGUGGACGAGAUCACCGCCCUCGAGAGUGAGAUCUCCAAGAGUGGUAAAUUUGCACGCAAGCUGCGUGUCUCAACCGCCUAUCACUCUGCACAUAUGCAAGACGUCGCGGAAGAGUGUCUCGCAGCAAUGACCGCGGUAGGGGUUGCCGACCCGCGCGAAACCGACGUCCCGAUGUUUUCGUCUCUCACAGGAGAUUUGAUCACCUAUACCGAAGUCGACAAGACAUACUGGGUUCGCAACAUGACACAACCAGUCCGGUUCUCUCAGGCGGUGCACCAGCUACUCACUCGCGCACCAGACCCGAGCCGCUCGAGGGGCCGUGCAACAACGCCGCGAAAGUGGAACUCGCUCGUCGAGAUCGGGCCACACUCGGCACUCAAGGCGCCCCUCGUGCAGAUCAUGGAGAACGUCAGCAAGAAACUGGCCACCGAGCUGGAAUACACAUCAAUGCUUUCCCGCGGUGAAGACGCCGUCACUACAUCUCUCAAGUGUGCUGGUACCUUAUGGGCAUUGGGGAAUCCACUUUCCUUGGCAUGCGUGAACAGUGAAGAAGAGGCUGUUGGCCUUCAGCUACUGACAGACCUGCCCUCGUAUCCUUGGAACCACGAUAGACAAUAUUGGCACGAGCCAAAGACUAUGAGGUCUGAGAGACUCAAGACUGUGGCGCGAUCAGACCUGCUUGGCUUCCCGGUUGACAAUCAGAACCCUUACGAGCCUCAGUGGAAGAACUACUUGCGCAUCAGCGAGAACCCCUGGAUCGAGGAUCACGCUAUCACGGGUACGACGCUAUACCCAGCUGCCGGCAUGCUUGUCAUGGUCAUUGAGGCGGCGCAACAGAUUGCCAGCCCUGAUCAGCUGGUCCGUGGAAUUGAGUUUCGGGAUGUGCACUUCGAAAGAGGCCUCGUUGUUCCAAGCGACGGUGCCAUCGAGACACUCCUUAGCAUCAAGCAGCCGACUUCUGGUGACGACAAUUACCAAUUCACCGUCUUCUCUAAUCUCGGCACUGGCCCCUGGUCCAAGCACUGCCGCGGCGCCUUCUCAAUCCAGUACGAGGAUAAAGUAAACGGACCCGCCGAUGCUGGUGAUCCGGCAACAUUCGAGUGGAAAAGACGAACUGAUCUGUAUAAUCAUAUCAAGAAUCUCCCAGGGAAAGAAGCCGAUGUCGAAAAGCUCUAUGAAGACCUCGAGGCGAUAGGAAUGGAGUACGGCGAGACGUUCCAGAACCUCACCUCGUUGAUGAUUGCCGAGAAUGGUGCUGGGUGUCACGGGACAGUGAAAGUACCGGACACUCUUAGCAUCAUGCCUGACAACUAUGAGUACCCUCAUUGCAUUCACCCGGCAACGCUAGACUCCAUCUUCCAUCUCAUGGUUGCUACCAUCUCGGAUGGCUCAACCAUGAAGGAAGCCGCAGUGCCCUUCCACCUCAAACGGAUGUAUGUUGCGAAUGAGUUGCCUCAUGUCGCAGGCUCUCUGUUCCAUGGGUACGCCAACCUCGACUUCAAGGAUGGCGACUUGCUCAGCGCCAGUAUGGUCGUCUCCGAUGAGACAUGGCGGGAGCCCAAAGUCAUCGUGGACAGUCUCAUCAUGAAGCAAGUCACAGGCGGCUCUGCUGAUGCAUUGGGCCAGGACUCUGCUACCGACGUUGAGCCGCGGUGCACAAAGCUGGUGUGGAAUUUGGAUCCGUCCCUCUUUAUCAGAACAAAGAACAUCGCGUAUGGGCAGUCUGCAUUGACGACGCUUGAAGCUGUCAGAGGCCUGAGGGACUGGCUCGAGAUUGAAUACCACAAGUCGCCGCUCAAGUCCGUGUUGCUGAUAGGAAGCUCCAUCAGCCGAGAUAUCGUGCAGGAGUUAAGUGCGCUCAGUCGACUCAAUGGGACAUACCAGAGCAUUUCUCAACUUGUCGUUUCUGACACGACCGAGACGGGACUUGAGUUGUGGCGCGCUGCUAUUGCGUCAACUGGACUCACAUUGGACACGGUAUUCAAGGUGUGGAAUCUUGACGACGAUAAUUUCUCGCCCCUGGCGGACCACUCGUUCGAUCUGAUCAUCACGGGUGGACAUUGGCCAGGCUCGCGUGUGCAGUCACUUCUGGAUAAGUCGCUGCAGCCGGAGGGGCGACUUCUCGUGCUCGAAUCAGUCCCAGAUGACACAUCCGAGAAUCGGCUUGAGGCCAAUGGGGUAUCUCAUCACAAGUUCGACAAGCAGGGCAUCAAGCUCGAGGGUGGGAUACUCACCGUUGCUGCAAAGGCUCGACAAGAUCACCCUGGUAUUGAAAGGAUGGCAUUGCUCCUACCCUCUGACAUACUCGAUGACAUAACCGCAAUUCUUGCCAGUAAUCUCGAAUCAGUUCUCAAGCUACGGAACAUCACAGUGAGCAGAGUGACAAUGUUGGAUAAGGGGGCUCUCUCGGGCCAUCGCUACUUCAUCUCCCUCCUUGAUCUACAGCAUGGGUUUGCGGACCGCUGGACUGCCUUCGAGUUUGAUCAGUUCAAGGAGCUGAUCCAUCAUGCAGAGCAUAUCUUCUGGCUCGGCAAGGGUGGCCAAAUGAUCAAGCCAUCAGAGGAAGGCUUGUCCAAGUCAUCCACUACAGGACUGUUCCGCGUGCUGCGCAACGAGUCACCACAAGUCGCUUUGAUUCAGCUCGAUCUGUCAUCUACAUGUGAUGUUACCAGCACCAGCACCGCCGAGCUUAUCGCACACACGUGGGCAGCAAGUAUCGCCACAGAUGCAGAGCAGACUGAGCGCGAGUUUGCCGAACAUCAAGGGGCGGUACUAAUCCCCCGCUUUGUGCAGCUGCAGGCAUUCGACAACGAGAUCGCCAUCGCGACCGGCGCUGCGCCGGCAACACUGGUAAAGAUGGGCUCUAAAGGGCCAUUACGUCUUGAAGUGAAGCAGAAGACGCUGGAAGGUUCUAUCUGGGAGCCCGAUGCAGAUAUUGCUUGUAACACUCUUGGUCCAAACGAAGUCGAGGUCAAGGUAUCACACAUCUCGACACCGAGUACUGGCUCUGAGGCUCAGGCGGUUAGCACAUUAGGAACACAGCUAGCCGGUGUUAUCACCAAGGUUGGCUCAGGUGUCGUUGGCGUAAGUCAAGGUAACCAUGUAUUCCUUCUCCGGAACUCGCCAGGCUGUUCCACACUGGUCCGUCAGGACGCGUCCAGGGUUCGCAAAGUACCGUCCAAUAUCCCGCCGGCAGCGGCAGCGACACUGGCAUGGCUCUACUUGGCCGCGGCUUAUAUUCUUGAAGACGUCGUUCGUCUUCAGCAUGACGAUAUCGUACUGAUCCAUGAUGGAGCAUCUGUCUAUAGCCAGGCACUCGUCACUGUCGCAUGUCGUCUUGGUGGGAAAGUAUUCACCACAUAUUCCACACCUGAUGAGCGAAGAAGGCUUGUCCAAGACUUUAGCCUCGACGAGAAUAUUCUGGUUCACGAUGGAGGGUUCAUGACUCCCUCUUACCUCCUGCAUAGAACUGGCGGUAGACAUAUCGAUGCCUUCAUUACUGCAAAUCCAUCCGCGACAUUGACGCAGGAUCUCCAGAAGUGGGUAGCCGACUAUGCUCGAAUUGCGGUUCUAUCUCACGGCGAGGCCAAGAGCCUGCCUAUCAAUUUGAGCGGGCGCAACCUCAAUCUGUCAACCAUCGAUCUUGAGCACAUAUUGACGGCCAACUCGAGCCCAGUACAUCGUUUGCUUCCCCGCCUAGACCAGUAUCUGCAGCCAGGAUUCAAGUUCCCAGUCACUACAGUCCCUAUCGCAGAUGCGCCAAAGAUCUCAAAGCUCUUCAAUAGCUCCGAGAAUCAAGGCAUCCUAGCUCUCGAACUCUCAGAUAAUCUAGAGGUUCCUGUAGCCACUCAAAAAGCGGACCCUCUACAACUCGACCAUGAUGGGACCUAUAUACUGGCUGGCGGGUUGGGCUCGCUGGGUCUCCGCAUCUCAAAGCUCAUGGCCCACCAUGGAGCGGGACAUAUCGUGCUCCUGUCUCGAUCGGGAAGCAAGCCCAAGUAUGAGCCUGAUCUGAGAGAGAUAGCUGCGCUCGGCACCAAUAUUGACGUGCUCCGGUGUGAUGUCACCUCGGAGGACAACGUCAAAAGCACUGUGGCCUCUCUUUUGGGAGAUGGAAGAAAGAUUCGAGGUUUUGUACAGUGCGCCAUGGUUCUGCAAGUGAGUCUUCAGACCAAUGAUCCUAUCAUCUUUGACAACAUGACCCACGAACAGUGGCAAAAGGCCUACGACCCCAAGGUCUCCGGUACCUGGUACCUGCACAAGGCUUUGCCCAAGGAUCUCGACUUCUUCAUCAUGCUCUCAUCUGUCGUCUCCGUCAUCGGCAACGUCGCCCAGGCCAACUAUGCCGCCGGCAACUCGUGGAUGGACGCCCUGGCGCACUACCGCCGGACCGGGCUGGGCUUGCCGGCAGUCUCGCUCAACGUCGGCAUCGUCAUGGAUUCGGACCACACCAUCGACGGCGCUGCACUCGCCGAUGGCGGGUACCUAGAGCGCUUUGGCCACAUGGCGGCUGUGAGCACGACACUCGAUGAACUCGAUAUCGGGCUGACGGCUAGUAUGCGCGGCCAUACUGUCUUUGAUGGCGAGCUGGUGCCGCCCCAGCUGGUGUUCGGCAUGAACGCAGCUCUUGUCCCCUCUCGUGACCAGUGGGCGCGCGACGCCAAGUUUGUUCAUCGUGUUGCACCGGUUAGCGACGAUGUGGCUGGCUCGGAUGACCAGGCCGGCCCAUCGCUUGUCGAGCAACUCAAGGGCGUCGCGUCACCGCCCGAAGCGUCUUCUAUAAUCAUGGAUAGUCUCAAGAAACAUCUCGCGCCAAGUCUGGGCAUCCAAGCCGCCGAUAUUAGUGACGAUGAGCCGCUCUACACAGUCGGAGUGGAUUCUUUCAAGGCUAUAGAGAUCCGUAACCAUGUGUUCCGCGAGCUCAAGAGUGAUAUCUCGGUUUUUGAGAUCCUCAGCCCCACGCCUCUGGCGCAGCUCGCAUCGGUGAUAGUGUCGCGAAGUCAGCUGGUCAAGAUUGAGGGCCAAAAGUCAGAGGAACCGGUGGCAUGA